Sesamum indicum (sesame) is the source of this 543-nucleotide messenger RNA. RefSeq lists its product as uncharacterized. The record is from RefSeq and is a predicted model, not a curated record. Lineage: Eukaryota; Viridiplantae; Streptophyta; Magnoliopsida; Lamiales; Pedaliaceae.
AUGGGCAACGACAACCCCUCCUGUUCCUCCUCCACUCUCCGCUUCCUCAAACAACCCGCCUCCGACUCCUCGCCGUUCGAGCUCCACGAAGGCGACAUUGUUUGGUCCUUCUUCCCCUCCGCUUCCCCGCCGUCGCCCCACCGCCGCCGUCAUCGCCAUCGAUUCAGUCCUAUUCGGUCCGGACUUUCUGCCGCCCUGGAAGACCACCAUCUCCCACCAAUGCGCCGAGCCUCGAAGAUGAUGCCUGCGAAUGCACGGCCUCCGAAUGCUUCCCCAAAAUUCCGCCAGUCGGCGCCGGUGAAUGUUCCUGUGUGGCCGGAGAGACAUCGAGAGAGUUACAGCAAGCGCAAUCUGUGGAGGUUCGAUGAGGUGGAGGAUAAAGAUGGGGAGAAAGAGGAAGAGAAGAUGAUUCCACCUCACGUGAUCGUGGCCAGAUCGCACGUGACUUCCUCCGUUUUUGAAGGCGCCGGGAGAACGUUGAAAGGGAGGGAUUUAUGCAGAGUGCGCAACGCUGUUUUCCAAAAAACAGGUCUCAUUGAGUGA